AUGGAGAAGCAGCCAGUUCAGGUUGAGUCGCCUCACUAUGGCGAUGCAGAAGCCAGUAGGCAAGCUACCGACUUUGAAAUAACCGAGCCCACAACGUCCCUGGGAGCCCCUUUGACACAAGUCGACUCAGAUCCUUACGGCAGCCGUCCCGCUUGUUUUAGCAGCCUCUUUCAAGAAUGCCUUUUCGUCCUCACCACAACCAUCGCCGUGGGACAGAGUUCAAUCUUCACGGGCGCGAUAUUGUGCAUGACGAAUGCAAUCGGCGAGGACUUGGGUAUGACAGCUGCUGAAGUUACCUGGAUUAAUGCUGCCCAAACGCUCGCAGCAGGCACCUUCUUGCUCUUCUUCGGCCGCGUGGCUGAUUUGUUUGGGAGGAGAUUUCUAUUCCUGUUGAGUCUGGCAUUCUUCAGCAUUUGCCUGCUGAUCACGGGAUUCGCGACGAAUGCGUACUUUCUGGAUGUAUUUUGCGGCCUGCUCGGUCUCAGCUCAGCGGCUUCCGUUCCUCCGGCAAUCGGCAAGCUGGGGGCGGUGUACGACAGGCCGAGUCGACGAAAGAACCGAGCAUUUGCCUGCUUUUCUGGUGGCAACCCGGUCGGCUUCGUGUUGGGCGCGUUCAUCUCUGGUGUGACGAUGCAGGUGUCUUCCUGGCGAGCAGCAUUCUGGGUCAUGUCCGUGAUUUACGCAUUCUUUUUCUUCGCUGCAUGGUGGACGACGCCUCCAGACGUCGAACAAACACUGGGAGGGCUCAACAUGGACACAUUUGUCAAAUUCGACCUACUAGGAGCAUUCCUUGCCGUCGGAGGGAUCGCCAUGUUCACGGCUUCUCUGACUCUGGCCGGGGACGCACCAAAGGGAUGGGCGACACCGUAUGUGAUCGCCCUGCUGGUGGUUGGGACCGUGCUGGUCGCAGGCUUCAUCUAUUGGCAGAGUGUCUUUCGGUACCCUCUCAUGCCAUUGAGGGUCUGGAAAGACCGAAACUUCACCCUCGUCGUGACAGUGCUGUGUCUCGGCUUUUACGGCUUUGCGGGCAAUCUGUUCUGGUUGACUCUGCUUUGGCAGAGAAUCAAUCGACUCUCGCCUCUGAUGGUGGCAGUGCACCUUCUUCCGGCAGGCAUUGGGGGGAUUCUCGUCAAUGUGCUGGCAGCUAUGAUCAUGCAUCGGAUCUCAAACCGACUGAUCAUGAUUAUUGGUGCAGCCAGUGCGGUUGUUGCUUCUGCUCUUCUCAGUGCAAUACACACGUCCAUAUCGUUCUGGGCGCUGGCCUUCCCAGCAUUGCUAUUUAGCGUACUAUCGCAAGAUUUGGAGUUCACUGUCACCAACAUGUAUGUCAUGUCCUCACUACCGAGUGAGCAGCAGUCAGUUGCAGGAGGGCUGUUCAACACCGUCACCAGGCUCGUGGCCACUGUGGGUCUAGGGAUCCAAACCAGCAUCUAUAAUACCGCUGGCGGGUCCGCAGAGGGAGCAGGAGCCCUAAGGUACCGGCCUUACCAGGCGACAUUCUGGGUGUCAUUGGGAGGAGCAGUCCUGGCAAUGUUCCUGGUGCCGUUCUUAACUAUUGGUCGUCAGGGAGGACGAAAGAAGCCUGCUAAUGGAGGUCACGAGGAUUGA
Molecule: messenger RNA, 1608 nt
Organism: Cladophialophora yegresii CBS 114405
Lineage: Eukaryota; Fungi; Ascomycota; Eurotiomycetes; Chaetothyriales; Herpotrichiellaceae
Exons: 1
Coding region: 1-1608 (535 amino acids)
Biological process (GO): transmembrane transport
Cellular component (GO): membrane
Molecular function (GO): transmembrane transporter activity
Source: RefSeq, a predicted model, not a curated record